This is a messenger RNA of Sorghum bicolor (sorghum), 923 nucleotides long. Its product is annotated as dof zinc finger protein DOF1.6. The transcript has a single exon. The record is from RefSeq and is a predicted model, not a curated record. Lineage: Eukaryota; Viridiplantae; Streptophyta; Magnoliopsida; Poales; Poaceae. Gene Ontology annotation, molecular function: DNA binding; DNA-binding transcription factor activity. Gene Ontology annotation, biological process: regulation of DNA-templated transcription. The coding region runs from base 96 to 923 and encodes 275 amino acids.
CAGGCAGGACAAGCCAUCAAACGACCAAACCGCGCGCCGCCGCCGCCGCAGCAGCAGCUUCUACCUCCAUACCUGCUCUGCUAUCCAUUCCCACCAUGGAGGCGCCGCUGCACCAGUUCCCCGUCCCGCCACCGCUGCCGCAGGACGCGUUGCUGCGGCAGCAGGCGGUGGCGGCGCGCGCGCUGAUGGUGGCCGCCACCGCCGGAAACAAGGCGGCGGGGCGGGAGCAGUGCCCGCGGUGCGCGUCGCGGGACACCAAGUUCUGCUACUACAACAACUACAACACGGCGCAGCCGCGGCAUUUCUGCCGCGCGUGCCGCCGCUACUGGACGCUCGGAGGGUCCCUCCGCAACGUCCCCGUGGGCGGGUCCACGCGCAAGCGCCCGCGCCCGCGCCCCGCGCGCCACACCCGGGCCAUGGCCGCCGCCGCAUUCGGCGCCGCUGCCAUGGCCACGCCUUCAACAACGACGACUGCCUCGGACGGCGGCAGCCCGUUCGCCUCACCAGCAACGUUCCAGGGCGUGGGAGGAGGCGGCGGCCUCCUCCUCAGCUCGCUGCUGCUAGGCUCGGUGUCUGCGUCGUCGUCGGCGUCACCGCUGCUCGCGCUCGGCGCAGCGCCGUUGCUGGAAGGCCGACUCGGCUUCGACCUCGGUUUCGGGGACGCAGCUCUAGGCGGCGGCGGCGGCGGGGGGGCACAUGCUGCCGACUUGCCUCACCACCACCAGCUGCCGCUGGGCGGCGGGCCGCCGCUUCUUCCGUGGCCCGCAGCGACGACGAGGAUCUUGGAGGGCGACCGCGCGGAGACGACGACCGUGUUCCCCUUCCCGCCGGCAGGCGCGGUGUGGCAGGAGCUCGCCGCGACGGCGCCGGUGGUGGAGGCCGCCGGGCUGCACCACGGCGGCGCCCCGCACCUGCUCCUGUGA